Talaromyces proteolyticus is the source of this 1146-nucleotide messenger RNA. RefSeq lists its product as uncharacterized. Lineage: Eukaryota; Fungi; Ascomycota; Eurotiomycetes; Eurotiales; Trichocomaceae. The transcript is spliced from 2 exons. The coding region runs from base 1 to 1146 and encodes 381 amino acids. The record is from RefSeq and is a predicted model, not a curated record. Gene Ontology annotation, biological process: secondary metabolic process. Gene Ontology annotation, cellular component: cytoplasm; cytosol. Gene Ontology annotation, molecular function: hydrolase activity; carboxy-lyase activity.
AUGCCAGACCCAAUAGUCGAUAUCCACACCCAUGUCUACACCCCAGCCUACCUGGACAUGCUGCGCGCACGCAAGAAAGUGCCCUACGUGCAUGAUCCUGCUGCAGAGGGAGCCGACUCGCGUCUCAUCAUUCUCUCCUCUGACGACAGCCCCUCGAUCCCGCAGGACCAGAGAGGACGGCCUGUCGACUCAUCCUACUCCGAUAUCAACGUGAAGCUCGAUUUCAUGCGUCGACAUGGCAUCACCACCAGCGUCAUCUCCCUCGCCAACCCGUGGCUGGAUUUCCUCGAUGCUGACGAGGCCCAAACAUGGACUGAGCGCAUCAACAACGACCUUGAAGAAACUUGCGCGCGGAUAAACAAAUUUGCUGAAGAAAACGAGACAGGCGUGAAGACACUCUACGCCUUUGGCGCUCUGCCGCUCAGCGCUCCGACGGCUGCGGUCGUUGCUAAUGAGGUGUCAAGGCUGAAAACGCUGCCACACAUGCGCGGUAUCAUCAUGGGGACAUCCGGGCUAGGGAAGGGCCUCGACGACUUUGCGUUAGAUCCCAUCUGGGCAUCGCUAGAGGAAACGCAGUCAUUGCUUUUCCUGCACCCACAUUACGGUCUACCGGACGAAGCGUUUGGAGGGCCCGAGGUGACGCAGCGAUACGGACAUGUUCUUCCUCUAGCUCUGGGAUUUCCGCUCGAGACCACCAUUGCAGUGACGCGUAUGCUGUUGUCGGGAGUUUUUGAUCGGUUCCCGAAAUUGAAGAUUUUGUUGGCGCAUUCUGGUGGCACGUUGCCGUUUUUGGCGGGGAGGAUUGAGAGUUGUAUUGCACAUGAGCGUCAUUUUGUUGCGAACGGAGGGAAGACUCAGGGUCCUGUCAGGAGUGUUUGGGAGGUACUCAAUACGAACAUUUAUCUGGAUGCGGUGGUAUAUGGUGAGGCUGGUCUGAAGGCUGCAAUUCAUGCGGCAGGAGGUCAUGAUCGGCUUUUAUUUGGCACCGAUCACCCCUUCUUCCCACCUUUGGAUGAAAAGGAAGACGGCCAAUGGCUCAGUGUCAGUACUAAUUUUAAAGCCAUUGAGAAAACAUUGAGUCCGAAUAAGGAUGCAGUUAGGGCUGUUCUUGGUGGCAACGCGGUUCGCAUCUUGAACCUAAAAUAG